Gigantopelta aegis is the source of this 2138-nucleotide messenger RNA. RefSeq names its product voltage-dependent calcium channel subunit alpha-2/delta-3-like. The transcript is spliced from 19 exons. Gene Ontology annotation, cellular component: voltage-gated calcium channel complex. The record is from RefSeq and is a predicted model, not a curated record. Bases 180 to 2138 code for a protein of 652 amino acids. Gene Ontology annotation, molecular function: voltage-gated calcium channel activity. NCBI's taxonomy places the organism in Eukaryota, Metazoa, Mollusca, Gastropoda, Neomphalida, Peltospiridae.
GGUAUCUUAUAAAAGUUUGUUUUUCUUGUUGCAGUAUUACCAGAGGAACCGUAACAAGGUGACAGUAGAGGUGAAGGACAUUGCAGGGUAUCUAAUAAAAGUUUUUGUUGUUGUUGCAGUAUUACCAGAGGAACCGUAACAAGGUGACAGUAGAGGUGAAGGAUGUUGCAGGGGAUCUGAUGCAGGUGAAGAACCAGCUUGACGUGAUGCUGCAGAAGAAAAUAGAUGCUGUUGAGAGAGUAGCCAAAGCAGCAGAAAAGGCCAACAAACUAUAUGGAAGAUACAAACCAUCUGAUGAAUUACAGCUGGAGGAUUUGGAGUACUACAAUGCGAAGAAGCUGGUGAGUGAUGUGGACAUUGAGGACCUGGACAAUGAGACGCAGGAGGCGGUGAAGCGCACCAUCCACUACCUGCCGCUGAGUCAUGACAAGGUGGAGUUCAACGACAACCUCGUCAACUUCACCGUCAGCACCAUCCAUGUCCCAACCAACAUCUAUGAUAAAUCUUCAAGAAUUCUCAAUGGUGUGAAGUGGAGCAAUGAUUUGACAGAACAGUUCCGUAAGAAUGCUGAAAAUGAUCCCACAUUAACAUGGCAGUAUUUUGGUAGCGCAGAUGGCUUCUUCAGAAUAUAUCCUGGAAUAAAGUGGCCUCGAGAUCCAAACAAGGUGGACAUGUUUGACUGCAGAAUUAGAAAUUGGUACAUCCAGGCUGCAACAUCGCCGAAAAACGUAGUUAUUUUAUUAGACACGAGUGGAAGUAUGAAGGGCCUGAGACUGAAGAUAGCACAGAGCACAGUAGAAAAAAUCUUAGACACUCUUAGUAAUGACGACUACUUUAAUGUGCUAAAGUUCUCAGCAAAUGUAUCCUAUGUGGACCCGUGCUUCAACCGAACGCUAAUGCAUGCCAGUGUGGACAACAGGAAGCGGAUGCAGAAACAAAUAAAGAAAGUGGGAGCCGAGCAGAUGGCCGAUUUCAAAAAGGCUCUUAUUGAGGCGUUUGAACUCUUCAGAAGUGUGGAGCAGCAUCUCAAGAGAACAUUAUGCAACAAGGUGAUCAUGCUAAUCACAGAUGGUGCUCCAGAAAACUAUGAAGGAACAUUCGACUACUACAACUGGCCAAAUAAAACAACUCGUGUGUUCACAUACUUGAUUGGAAAAGAAGUGCAAGACAAUCGCCAGGUCCAGUGGAUGGCUUGUGCCAAUAAAGGUGAUCACACACAUAUUUCUACGAGGGCUGAUGUACAGGAAAAUGUUCAGCAAUACAUCAAAGUGCUAAGUCGUCCCAUGGUCCAGGAGAAGUUCAGAAACAUGAUUCUGACGGCUGUGUACCUCGACUACCCCACGGAGCAUGCCUCAAUGGUGGAAGUACCAGAGGCAACUUUCAGUCCGUUUACAGAUCUGUUGUCAACUGGGAAAAAAAAUGCUGGUCUUGGUCUGGUAAUGUCUGUAGCAAUGCCUGUGUUUGACCGACGAGAACCCUUAUCUGCAGAAGGGAAGAAAGAUGCGCUACAUGACAGUCCAGUAGAGAACCUGCUCGGUGUGGCGGGGACCGACAUCAGCAUAUACGAAUUGAUGCAGCAUAUUCCCAUGUACAAGCUAGGUGUUAAUGGUUAUGCAUUUGCCAUCACAAACAAUGGAUACAUCAUUUUCCAUCCAGACUUUAGGCCAAUGUUCACAAAAGAGAGUCCCGUCAAGUUGGACUUUGCAGCAGAAUUGUAUGCAAAGCCGAACUAUAACAGUGUCGAUCUAGCAGAGGAGGAACUAGCCAUGGAUGCACUGAAAGCUGACGACUUUCCCAAAGACACUCCUGUCAAGUUUGAACAGGCGGCUGAGUUACACACGAAGCCAAACUAUAACAGUGUGGAUCUCACUGAAGUGGAGUUAGCUGUGGACGUCCUAAAAGUUGAAGAAUUACGAAAUGUUAUGUUAGAUCCGCAGUCAGGAGGGAUACAGAUGAAUGUCACAUUUCAUUAUGACACCAUGGCAAAUGUCCACUAUCUAAAUGAUGAGGAGAUGUUUAUUGCACCAUGGGUGUUCUGUCGGAAGGAAGACACUGGCACUAUGUACCAGCUGGUCAAGGAGGAGCUUGUUCGGUUAGUUGCAACUGGCCAGUUCAGACAUUCCAAAGAGUGUAAGUAA